Messenger RNA from Aedes albopictus (Asian tiger mosquito), 2146 nucleotides. RefSeq names its product vacuolar protein sorting-associated protein 52 homolog (gene Vps52). The record is from RefSeq and is a predicted model, not a curated record. Gene Ontology annotation, molecular function: syntaxin binding. Bases 99 to 2069 code for a protein of 656 amino acids. Gene Ontology annotation, cellular component: GARP complex. The transcript is spliced from 5 exons. NCBI's taxonomy places the organism in Eukaryota, Metazoa, Arthropoda, Insecta, Diptera, Culicidae. Gene Ontology annotation, biological process: Golgi to vacuole transport; endocytic recycling; lysosomal transport.
UUCGUCAUCAGUUCCAACAUCAAAUAAUUUUCAGAAAACGUAAAAGCAGCUUUUACACCUUUUCCACGGUUUUCACGCAGUAAAAUUGGAAGAAAAACAUGUCCAGCUCGGACCAAAUCGAGGACGACGAAGUGCAGGAGAUUCUCAAAACGGGCACCGACCUGCGCCAGUAUUCGGCCCAGAUCGAGAAGGAAUUCAAGGAGGUGGAAAACCGCUCCAUCGAGGACUACAUCAAGGAAAGCCAGAACAUUGCCAACCUGCACAACCAAAUCGGUGACACGUCCAACAUUCUGGAACGGAUGGAAUCGAUGCUGAUGGACAUCCAGGAUGCGCUGAAUAAUAUCAGCACCGAGAUUACGACGCUGCAGAAAAAAUCGGUGUCGAUGUCGGUGCAGCUGACCAAUCGGCAGUCGGUCAGGGCGCAGCUGUCUCAGUUCAUUGAGGACAUGGCAGUGCCGGAGGAGAUGAUAACUACGAUCAUGGACACGCCCGUCACUGAGAAAGAGUUCGUAACCCAUCUGAACGAGCUGAACCACAAGCUCAGCUUGAUGAAGGAACUCAAUUUCAAGGAGUCCAAGUCUUCGCAAGACGUCAGCGAUGUGCUGCAAAAGCUAAAGAUAAAAGCGAUGAGUAAGCUCAGGGUUUACCUGAUGGAGCAGAUCUACAAAUUCCGUAAACCGAUGACCAACUAUCAGAUUCCGCAGAAUGCAAUGUUGAAGUUUAAAUUUUUCUUUGAGUUUAUCCUUUCGAACGAGCGCAUUGUGGCGCAGGAGAUUUGCAACGAAUACAUCGACACGAUGGGUAAAAUCUACUACAGUUACUUCAAGAGCUACUCGACCCGGCUCGCUGCUCUCAAAUUCGAGGAAGCCGUCUCGAAAGACGACCUGAUGGGCCUAGAGGACACCGUUACGAGGAGCAUCUUCUCCAAGACGAGUUCGCUGAAAAAUAAAAGCACGGUGUUUUCGAUCGGAGACCGUGGGGAUGUACUUAACCAGCAGCUGGAGGCACCGAUCAUUGUUCCGCAUGCGCAGCAGAAAAUCCGUUACCCGUACGAGUCCCUGUUCCGAUCGGAACAGUACGCCCUGGUGGACAAUGCCUGCCGAGAGUAUCUAUUUGUGACGGAGUUUUUCAUCGUACGGGGUCCCCAAACGCAAGAACUGUUCAACCAGAUUAUGGGCAAAACGAUGGCGUUGUUAAUUAAAAAUCUCGAGACCUACGUUCAGGACUGUUACGAUACCAUCGCGCUGUUUCUGUGCAUUCAACUUUGUUUGCGCUACCAACUGAUGUGCCACAAACGAUGCGUUCCGGCUUUGGAUAGGUACUGGGACAAUCUGCAGGCAGUCAUCUGGCCUCGCUUCGAGCAGGUUUUCCGAAUGAACAUCCAAAGCAUUCAGGAGUGUGAUCCUACCAAGUUCCCAAAGGAAACCGGUCCGCACUAUAUUACACGCCGUUACGCAGAAUUUUCCGCUGCCAUUGUCGGAAUUUCGGAGAACUUCCCAAAUGAGUUGGUCAGUCAUCUUCUUUUGGAAUUGCAGGAGGAGGUAAAAUGUUUUAUGCUUCGUAUGGCAGCGAUAUUCACGACCCGCAAGGAACAGCUCAUCUACUUGAUCAACAACUACGACUUGGUCCUGGGUGUCCUGAUGGAGCGAACCCGAGACAACUCCAAGGAGGCCGAAGCAUUCCGCGAGCUGCUCAGCACCCGUAGUUCCGAAUACGUGGAAGAAAUACUGGCUCCCCACCUGGGAGGCAUCAUCCAGUACGUCAAGGACUGUGAACAGAUGCUGGAAAAGGAACAAACCGAGGAGUUCAAGCGCCAAGAGCGGCGUUCGCUCCAGUUGGUAGCCAAUUUCUCCGCCAACUGGAAAAAGUCGCUGGAGGAGCUGAACCGCGAGGUGUUCUUAUCAUUCCCAUCGCUGGUAACCGGAUCACAGCUUUUACAACUGGCCCUGGCUCAACUGGUGCAGUAUUAUCACAAAUUCUAUAAGCUACUUACUCCGAGUGCCCGAGCUCAGCUGGUCAACAUUCACGUGAUCAUGAUCGAAAUCAAAAAGUAUAAGAGUAACUAUUAAGUGUGAUUGGUGAUUUAUUUAUACGACGAAUAAUAAUAGAGUGACGAUUAGUAAAAUGCUGUGACGGAAAAGACAAA